Molecule: messenger RNA, 561 nt
Organism: Aspergillus tanneri
Lineage: Eukaryota; Fungi; Ascomycota; Eurotiomycetes; Eurotiales; Aspergillaceae
Gene: MUC21
Product: putative GPI anchored protein
Exons: 1
Coding region: 1-561 (186 amino acids)
Source: RefSeq, a predicted model, not a curated record
AUGAAGACAACUUAUAUCCUCCUCCUCUCCACCCUCGCCCUCGCCACCCCCCAACCCAAUCCUGAACCUCAAUUCGACGGCCUCAACAACGUCAUUUCCGCCGCCGAAGGCGUCGCAACCAACAUCGCAGACAACGGCCAAAGCAUCGCCUCCAACGUCGUCAACGAAGCUACCUCCGUCUACAACGCCGCCAAGACUGCCGGCGGCGCCGCGGCCAGCCACAUCACCUCUGAAGCCGGUGCCAUUGCCUCAGACGCGAAGACCUGGGCCUCGGGCGCUGCGUCGGACGUGGAGAGUAGAGCUUCUGACGCGAGGUCCAGUUUGGAUGGGAUGACCACCUUGACGGGGACGAAUUCACAUACUACCUCUACCAGCUCUUCAUCUACGUCUGGGGGGUCUACAUCCGGGUCGACUACAACUAGCAGUACUAGUUCCAGAACCAGUUCCAGCUCUAGUUCGACUAGCACGGCCUCCCCGGGUGGUGCCGCCCAGGCGACUGUGGGGUUGGGUGUGGGAGUUGCAGGUGUGGCGGGUGUUUUGGGAGCGAUGGCCAUUCUGUAA